AUCAUUGCAGAUCCUUUCCGACUGAAAUAGACUAUUCUGUGUCGUGUGGCCACACAUCCAUUGUGUCCUGUGUGACACUACCCAAUUAUUUCCUCGUUUCCAUUUUCUAAUUUUGAGUGCAAGUGUGUGUGUGUGUUGCUGCUGCAUGGUGCAUUGCAUUGAGACUGGGAUCCAGGAUAAAUCUCACUUUGGGAGGAUGGAACAGGGAAGGCUGGAAGUUGUAGUGACUGUGCAGUCUUGUUCUGUGUGUAGGUGUAACUGCGUUUUGAGGCUGUCUUCAAAAUUGCAGUAAUGCAACUCCCAUUUGGAGGACCCUUAUGGCUCUUUCUGGCACUUCUUUUGUGCUGUCACUAACUUUCUAACUGAGAUACACUUUUGAGAAAUAGUCAGCCAAAUGGGUUCAUUAAUCCACUUGCUGUCCAGGUGGGUACGUGGUAGGUGAGAAUAAUACAAUACAGGACAAGUACAUGGGAGAGCAGAAUGAACUGUUUUGGCAAGAGCCCAAACUAAAUGGGUUAAAAUAACCAGGUAAUUGAGGCCAAGUCUUACAUAUGUUACCUAGUGUUAAAAAACUGGAGAAACUUAGGUCUGGUUAAGGCUUCAACCCAGAAUUGUUUAGUGUGCAAACACCACCAGAAAGUUAAUCCUCUGUGGCUGGUUAUUGAGCUGGGUCUGAGCAGCCUGCUGAGGAGCUGGAGUAUUUCCAGAGGCAAAGCUUUAAAUGUAUGGCAUAAGACAGCUGUAGAAAAGCUCAAGUCACACUGUGCACUGUAGUUUAAAUGCAGCAUUGAGUGACUUGCUGUAUCCCAGACCUUCCCACCAUUUAAACAGUUUGCACGGCUGCUGAUAGAAGAGGUGCCACAGCUGCAGCAGCCACCUGAUGCAUGGAAAACAGGUUUACACCAAGCCAGGGCCUUUUUGAUGCUAAUAGGAGGUAGAGAAAGUUCAGUGUUUAUUUUUUGAUGCCACUACUUUGCCAUAAACUUUCAGGCUUCAAACACUUUCUGUUUUGGCAAAAAACUUUUAAUGUUUUUUAUUUUAGCUUGAUCUAAUGCAAGAGAAAAAUAACCCUCAUUUUAAGUAUGGGACAAAAAAUGUGUCGUGUGGGGUUUAUCCCCUUUUUAAACUUACUCAGCAGACUGAUUUGUGGGUGAGAAGUGAAGGGUUACAAAGAGUCUAGCAGGCACUGUAUAAGCAACUGAUACACUAUACAGCCAGUUUAUUUUGUUUUUCAGGGCAGUAUGACUGCAAUGACUGUAUUUUUUCCUUUGGAUACAGCUAGGCUUAGACUUCAGGUUGAUGAGAAGCGGAAGUCAAAGACAACACCGGCUGUCCUUUUAGAAAUAAUAAAAGAAGAAGGCCUGUUGGCACCAUAUCGAGGAUGGUUCCCUGUCAUCUCCAGCCUUUGCUGCUCCAAUUUUGUUUAUUUUUAUACAUUUAAUAGUCUUAAAGCCCUCUGGGUCAAAGGUCAGCAUUCGACCACUGGAAAAGACUUGGUUCUUGGGGUUGUUGCAGGAGUAGUGAAUGUUCUCUUGACCACCCCUCUCUGGGUAGUGAACACACGCCUGAAGCUGCAGGGAGCAAAAUUCAGAAAUGAAGACAUUGUACCAACCAAUUACAGAGGCAUAAUAGAUGCUUUUCAUCAAAUAGUACGAGAUGAAGGAGUCUUAGCUCUGUGGAAUGGCACUUUCCCCUCCUUGCUGCUGGUCUUCAAUCCUGCCAUACAGUUUAUGUUCUAUGAAGGCUUUAAACGAAAGCUUUUGAAAAAGCAGCUGCAACUCACAUCCUUGGAUGCUUUUGUCAUUGGUGCAAUAGCCAAAGCAGUUGCCACCACCCUCACUUAUCCUCUGCAGACAGUACAGUCAAUUCUGCGGUUUGGACGUCACAGGUUGAACCCAGAGAACAGAACACUGGGCAGUCUUAGAAAUGUUCUUUACCUUCUUCAACAGAGAGUGAGGCGUUUUGGAUUAGUGGGACUCUACAAAGGCCUUGAAGCCAAGCUCCUGCAGACAGUCCUUACUGCUGCUCUUAUGUUUCUGGUGUAUGAGAAACUUACUGCAGCAACCUUCACAGUCAUGGGAUUAAAGCACUCGCGCAGACAUUGAAGAGGAACCUACGCCAAAGAUUCUGGGGUCUAGAAAACACAUUCCAUUUCUGAGACCUGGCUGGGUAAACAAAAGGUCCUCCCUUUCUCUGCUUCUCUUUUUAGCCACCUUUAUCUCCAGUAUUUGGAGAAAUCUGGAAUAUGCUCUAUAGGACCUGUUGCCACGAAUUCAGGGAUAGCCUAUUCCCUAUUGUUCUGUGUACUCACUGUGUUAAGAAAAAAACCAGAGACCUUAUUUAAACACUUGACAUGAAAUUUAAACUAUUAUGUGAUUGGGUUGAUAUUCUUGGCAAGAAUGAUUAUCUGUCACUAUGCUUUCUUCUUUGCCCUCAAAUUGUCCUCAACUAUUCUUGUAUCUUUAUCUUCUGUCAGCAGCUGGUGGGGCUGGUUUUGUGUUAUUUUCCUUGACCUGUGUUUGUCUCUUCAUAUUCGGUUCAUUAAAAUGAUUCAUAAAGAAUAA
This is a messenger RNA of Passer montanus (Eurasian tree sparrow), 2564 nucleotides long. RefSeq names its product solute carrier family 25 member 17 (gene SLC25A17). The transcript has 8 exons. Gene Ontology annotation, cellular component: peroxisomal membrane. The record is from RefSeq and is a predicted model, not a curated record. The coding region runs from base 1242 to 2105 and encodes 287 amino acids. NCBI's taxonomy places the organism in Eukaryota, Metazoa, Chordata, Aves, Passeriformes, Passeridae. Gene Ontology annotation, molecular function: NAD transmembrane transporter activity; coenzyme A transmembrane transporter activity; ADP transmembrane transporter activity.